CUCGUUUGCGCACAAUCUACAUUUUUUACCUAGAUAUCGAUGACUCGUUUGCGCACAACGAAAUCAGUCGUUUACCUGUAACGGACGACUCGUUUGCGCACAACAUAAACACUGAGUAACAUAUAUUUUAUAUUUUUAAAUUUGAACUUACCUAAAGUAAUUGAAUUAUCGGUAAAAAUUAUCAGUACCUACAAAUUACCAGCAUAUCAAUAAUCAAUAUAUAUCGAUUUAAAAUAAUCGUCGUGUAUUAGGAAAGCAUAAUACUUUUAAACAGUCGUUCGCCAGAAAGCUGUACUAUAACAACUGACUAUGUUGACUAUGGAUAUCGAAAUUUGUGAUGUUUUUGAAACGCGUCGAGGAAAAAAAUGUUUAAACAUAGAAAAUUAUAAAUUUAGAGAAUUCCGAACUUUAAAAUCUGGUGAUAAAAAUUUUAGGUGUACAAAUAAAAAUUGUUCCGUAAGUGCUGUAGUUAGGUUAGUUAAUGAAUCAUAUAAAAUUUUAAAAAUUACAAACACGCAUACCCAUGACGAGUACGACGANACCGAACAAUUCAUCGAGAAGUAGUAAGAAGCAAUUUGAAACGUAGAGCCGAAGAGGAUUUACAUAUUAAACCAAAUAAACUAAUACGCCGGGAAUUGAAAAACAACGAAAAAUCUGAACAUCUUCAAUAUAGCGAUAUGAAAUUAAUUCGAAGAUCCAUGUAUGAAAAACGAAAAAAAUCCUUUCCAAACAUACCGAGAUCUUUAGAAGAUGCUAAAAAACAAUUAGUUGAUGAUCAGCAUAAUAUUACUUACAAAGGUAAUAAAUUUUGUUUCGUUAGUGAUGAUGAAAAUAUAUUUAUAUUUACAUGUAAACAAAAUUUGGAAUUGCUACAAAGUGCAGAACACGUUUUUGGGGAUGGGACAUUUUCAUUCGCUCCGAAAUAUUUUGUUCAACUUUAUACUAUUCACGUAUUUACAAACAAUUUUUAUGUUCCUGUGGCAUUUUGUUUUUUAAGUAACAAACAUACUGAUACUUACAUCAGUAUGUGGAAAACAUUACAAAAUAUAUGUAUUCAAAUUACUGGUAAUAUAAUAAAUUUAAGCAAUUUUCAUGUCGACUUUGAAAAAUCUGCGCAUAAUGCAGUAUUGCAAAUUUUCCCUAAAUGCAAAAUCAUGUGUUGUAACUUUCAUUUAGGGCAAAAUUGGUUUAGGCAUAUUCAACAACAUAAAUUAUUAUCGAGCGAGUACUUAAACAACGACUCAGAAGUUGGAAAAUGGAUGAAAUGUUUUUUUGGAUUAAGUUAUUUACCCCCUGACGAAGUUUCCGAUGGAUUUUGUGAUCUUAUGUCAAUAGCACCAAGUACUACGUCUAAUAUUUCUAUAUUUUCCGAUUAUAUUUUAGAAAAUUACAUAACAUCGGACAGCAAUUUCCCUCCAACAUUAUGGGCUUGUGAACCUACUAAUAAUCCUAAGACUACUAAUGGUGCCGAGAGUUAUCACAAACAAUAUAAUAGUCAGUUUUACACUGCUCAUCCGCACAUACAUCAAGUAAUCGACGUCAUUAUUGGAAUUCAAAGUGACACUGAUUUAAAAAUUAAUUCGAUAAACAAUAAAAUCAUAAAUUUCAAAAGAAAAGAGACAAUUAAUAAGGAGAUACAAUUGGAAAACAUUUGGAAUGAAUAUAAAAAUAAUAUUAUUAAUCGUUUAACUUAUAUGAAGAAAAUCGGACUUAAAUGUCACCAUUCUAAAUUAGUAUAAUUUUAUAACUAAUAGACUACUAUUAUUACUUAUUAAACCUACAAUGCAUGUUUUUUAAUAUAUUUUAAUUUUUGUAAUAUUAAAAUCAUUAUUUAAACCUAAAAUAUGUGUGCGCAAACGAGUUGUGAUUUUGUGCGCAAACGUGUUGUAAAAAAGGUAAAUGUGCGCAAACGAGUCGCACCCAUA
Molecule: messenger RNA, 1925 nt
Organism: Myzus persicae (green peach aphid)
Lineage: Eukaryota; Metazoa; Arthropoda; Insecta; Hemiptera; Aphididae
Exons: 1
Coding region: 678-1739 (353 amino acids)
Source: RefSeq, a predicted model, not a curated record